Aspergillus puulaauensis is the source of this 1764-nucleotide messenger RNA. RefSeq names its product FAD-binding oxidoreductase. Gene Ontology annotation, molecular function: FAD binding; oxidoreductase activity. NCBI's taxonomy places the organism in Eukaryota, Fungi, Ascomycota, Eurotiomycetes, Eurotiales, Aspergillaceae. Bases 1 to 1764 code for a protein of 587 amino acids. The record is from RefSeq and is a predicted model, not a curated record. The transcript has 7 exons.
AUGGCGAGGGGGCCGAAUCAUCCUGAUGGUUGCCAUCGACCCAUCGGCCGUAAGCAGGUCCACAAGAAGCAGUCCACAGUGGUUCUACUUGUCCCAGGCCCGUUCCUUGGUGGUUUCUUGUUGCAGACUGUGCCGUAUACUGUCGAUUCGCGAGUCAGGGUUCCCCCCACCCCAGGACUACAAAGCGUUAGCAUUUGGCUGUCCGCGUGCAGAAGAAUACUCAGGAUGACUGCUCUGACUCGCCCACUCGAGAAGGUGCUUGCAAUUGUCAACCAGGCAAACGAAGCGAGCAACGACGCCAGCAUUGCAGUACAAUUGAAGGAAUUUGCAGCUCUUCCCAGCUCCGAGAAAGACAAGGUUCAACCGUUGUUUGUGGCGAGAGUCUUCCCGCUUGUCUUUGGAGACAAUGCGGCCGUCCAGGGGUCGGAAGGCUAUGAGCAGCAGCGUCAAGUGCCAUGGUCCACCAAUUGCUGGCUUGAGCCCCGAGUCAUUGUGGCUCCCACCACGGCCCAGCAGGUUGCGGCAGCCCUAGCCCUUUGUAACUUCUUUUGUAUCAAGUUCUCCAUCCGCGGGGGUGGCCACCUGCAUAACCCUGGUUUCAACAGUAACAAUGGCGGCAUAGUCAUCUCUCUCGACAAGUUCAACCAGGUCGAACCCUCGGAGAACAAAACCACCGCAGACAUCGGCCUUGGUUUAACAUGGCUUGACGUAUACAAGGCCCUUGACCCUCACGGCCUGGCUGUGGCCGGUGGUCGAGUACCUACUGUCGGCAUCCCUGGUCUAAUUCUGGGAGGUGGGAUCUCCUUCCAGAAUAGCCGGUAUGGUGUUGGUGCAAUGGGCGUCGCCAACUAUGAGGUUGUCCUCGCAGAUUCCAGCAUCGUCAACGCCAACGCGCACGAAAACCCAGACCUCUUCUGGGCCCUCAAGGGAGGCGGUUCCAAUUUUGGAAUCGUGACCAAAAUUGAAAUGGCCGCCAUUCCCAACAAAAUCUGGGCCCAGGCCACGGUCUACCCACCAACCGCAUACGACCAGCUCAUGAAAGCCCUCAUGCAGUACCAUGAUACAAUUGAAACAGAUGACCAAGCAACCCUCAUUUGGCACCACACCAGCCAAGCCAUCCUUCUCGUCUAUGUCUACUGCUCCCCCAUCGAGAAGCCGGCCGCGUUUGCUCAGUUCUACGAUAUCCCAUCCGUGAUGGACCUGGUUCCACCGGGCCUCAGAACUAUCUACGACCUUAUCCAGGCUCUCGCGGACGUCAACUCACCUGAACCUAUGAUGCACGACUUCCGCACAAUGUCCAGCCGCCCCUCGCUAACCGUCUACAAAGCAAUCGAGGAAGCGCGUCAAGAGCAACUUGCUGCCCUAGCCGAUCUCGAAGGCGUUGUCCUCACAAACGUCUUCCAGCCCAUGUCCUCACUAGCAAUGAAGCGGAGUGCUGAGUCACCGCUCGGGCUGGAUCCAGUCGGGCAACAAUGGUUCCUCGCAACAGGCGACUACAAAAACCCUAACGACGAGCCCCGCGUCCGAGAAGCCCUGAAGAAGAUCGUGGAUGCUGCUGAAGAAACCGCGAAAAGGGAGGGGACGUUCGUGCGGUACAAAUACGUGAAUUAUGCAUCGAGGGACCAGGAUGCGCUGGCUAGCUAUGGGAGCGGAAAUAUUGAAAGACUGAAGGAGGUUUCGAAGAAGUAUGAUCCCUCGGGGGUCUUUCAGGGGUUGCAGGCUGGGGGGUGGUUGCUUUCUAGGGUUGGGUCUGGAUCGACUUAG